AUUUGUUAUCUUGGCGAUAAAGGACUUUUGCUUUUACAGUUUAAAUUACCAUUUCUUACAAAGUCUUACACUGGGCGAGUUUUGGUUUGGUGGGUCAAUUAUAUAUAAAAUAGCUGGGUUUGAGGUCUGUUCUUGCUGGAGUUGGUGAGGUCUUGUGAAGAAGGAGAUGGGUUCCUUUGAAAAGCUUGCGAAGAGGGCUGUAAAGACAGAUAUGCCGAUCAUGGUUAAGAUACAGGAACUGAUCCGAGGAGCACAAAAUGCUGUAUCUUUGGCUCAGGGGGUCGUUUACUGGCAGCCUCCCAAAGAGGCAUUAGACAAGGUUAAAGAACUUGUAUGGGACCCUACAAUUAGUAAAUAUGGUGCUGAUGAAGGUCUUCCUGAACUGAGAGCAGCAUUGACUAAAAAGUUGCAACAGGAAAACAACUUGCACAAAUCUUCGGUGAUGGUUACCGCAGGUGCAAAUCAGGCAUUUGUGAACAUUGUUCUUACGUUAUGUGAUGCGGGAGAUUCUGUAGUUAUGUUUGCCCCAUACUAUUUCAAUGCCUAUAUGUCCUUCCAGAUGACAGGCGUCACUAAGAUACUUGUUGGUCCUGGUAAUCCUAGGACACUUUAUCCUGAUGCAGACUGGUUAGAGAAGACGUUGGAAACUGAACCAACCCCAAAGCUUGUUACUGUCGUUAAUCCUGGCAACCCAUCUGGUACCUACAUUCCAGAGCCUCUCCUAAAGAGGAUUUCAGAUCUAUGCAGAGCUGCUGGAGCUUGGCUUGUGGUAGAUAACACAUAUGAGUAUUUCAUGUAUGAUGGUCUAAAACACUCGUGCAUUGAAGGGAAUCACAUAGUGAACAUCUUCUCCUUCUCAAAGGCCUAUGGAAUGAUGGGAUGGCGAGUUGGAUAUAUAGCAUACCCAUCAGAAGUGGAGGGCUUUGGAACUCAACUUCUCAAAAUUCAGGACAAUAUACCAAUCUGUGCUACAAUAAUUUCACAGUAUCUAGCCCUAUAUUCAUUAGAAACGGGGCCAAAGUGGGUGACAGAACGGGUGACAGAUCUUGUGAAGAACAAAAAAAUCAUUUUAGAAGCCCUGUCUCCAUUGGGAGAAGAUGCAGUGAGAGGCGGAGAAGGUGCAAUUUACUUGUGGGCAAGGCUUCCAGAGAAAUACCGUGAUGACGACGCGGUUGUUCACUGGCUUGCUCAUAAGCAUGGGGUGAUUGUGAUCCCAGGAGGCGCAUGCGGUUGCCCCGGGCAUUUGAGAAUCUCCUUUGGUGGCUUGGCAGAAGCCGAUUGUAGAUUCGCUGCCGGUAGGCUGAGGACAGGCUUAGAAGAGCUCGUCAGAGACGGCAUGGUUCAGUAGUUCGAUUGAAUAUAGAAAUGGUAAAUCCAUAACCAUUUGCCAGUCUGCGUAACUUCACAUCUCAUCUGGUGCAUUUGAAUUAUUGCGUAAUUUUAUAUUGGGAAAAUGCUUCUCGCAAAUGCAUGUAUAAAUCAUACACAGCCUUAACUGAUUUAAUACAUGCAGAACGCUUUUAAAUGAUA
Molecule: messenger RNA, 1530 nt
Organism: Mangifera indica (mango)
Lineage: Eukaryota; Viridiplantae; Streptophyta; Magnoliopsida; Sapindales; Anacardiaceae
Product: aromatic aminotransferase ISS1
Exons: 9
Coding region: 167-1348 (393 amino acids)
Biological process (GO): biosynthetic process
Molecular function (GO): catalytic activity; pyridoxal phosphate binding
Source: RefSeq, a predicted model, not a curated record